Cinclus cinclus is the source of this 1293-nucleotide messenger RNA. Its product is annotated as olfactory receptor 14J1-like. The record is from RefSeq and is a predicted model, not a curated record. Bases 1 to 1293 code for a protein of 430 amino acids. Gene Ontology annotation, biological process: G protein-coupled receptor signaling pathway. Gene Ontology annotation, molecular function: olfactory receptor activity; G protein-coupled receptor activity; nucleic acid binding. The transcript has 6 exons. Gene Ontology annotation, cellular component: membrane. NCBI's taxonomy places the organism in Eukaryota, Metazoa, Chordata, Aves, Passeriformes, Cinclidae.
AUGGUAGAACAAGAUGAUGCAGAGAUAAUUGUGACUAACAUUAUCAACCCAGCUUCUUUCCUUAGUGGAAAUCAAGGGGAGCCAGUACACCACGACUGCCUGGAGACUAUCGAAGCCUCCUCCUCCAGCUGCCCAGAUCUGAAGGACACCCCUUGGGAUGAUGCAGAAACCUGGUUCACUGAUGGGACCAGCCACGUCAUCAGUGGACAGCGACAUGCUGGGUAUGCAGUUACCACCUGCAAAGUGGAAAUUGAAUCUGGACCUUUACCAAUAGUGUUCUGCUCUACACUGGAACCUGGGACAAUUACUCAGUUGUGUCCCUCAGUGGAACCCAUUAAAACUUCAGGCCUGGACAUGGACCUGGGCUCCAUCUGCACCACUGUCCCCAAAGCCAUGCACAAUUCCCUCUGGCACACCAACAACAUCUCCUACUCUGCAUGUGCUGCUCAGGUGUUUUUCUUUGCAUUCUUCAUGUCAGCAGAGUUUUCCCUCCUGACCAUCAUGUGCUACGACCGCUACGUGUCCAUCUGCAAACCCCUGCACUACGGGACCCUCCUGGGCAGCAGAGCUUGUGCCCACAUGGCAGCAGCUGCCUGGGCCAGUGCCUUUCUCAAUGCUCUGCUGCACACAGCCAAUACAUUUUCCCUGCCCCUGUGCCAGGGUAAUGCCCUGGGCCAGUUCUUCUGCGAAAUCCCCCAGAUCCUCAAACUCUCCUGCUCAAACUCCUACAUCAAGGAAUUUGGGCUCAUUGUAUUUUCCAUUUGUUUAGGACUUGGCUGUUUUUUGUUCAUUGUUUUCUCCUAUGUGCAGAUCUUCAGGGCUGUGCUGAGGAUCCCCUCUGAGCAGGGAAGGCACAAAGCCUUUUCCACCUGCCUCCCUCACCUGGCUGUGGUCUCUCUCUUUGUCAUUACUGGUUUAUUUACCUACCUGAAGCCCCCUUCCAUCUCCUCCCCAUCCCUGGAUCUGGCCCUGUCAGUUCUGUACUCAGUGGUGCCUCCAGAUAAACAUCCUCAGCUCCAUCAGCCACUCCUAAGAGGAGCUGUGUUCAAGACCCCUCGCCAGCCUUGUCGCUUUCUCUGGACACACUCCAGCUCCUCCAUGUCCUCCCUAAAUUGGGGGGCCCAGAACUGGACACAGCACUCAGGCCACUCACGACCCCCCAGCAACCAACUGACCACACCCACUGACCACAACCACAGUCCACACCUAAUGACCACAGAAACUGACCACACCCCAAUGACCCCCAAACUGACCAUACCCCCACUGACCACCUGCACUGACCAGAAUCACUGA